This is a messenger RNA of Symbiodinium natans, 474 nucleotides long. NCBI's taxonomy places the organism in Eukaryota, Dinophyceae, Suessiales, Symbiodiniaceae. The record is from the annotation of a GenBank genome assembly.
GUUCCGACAUACAGGAACCUGAUCAGGAUCUUCAUGAAGAAGGAGAUCGUGAACUGGCCCCUCGCGAAAGAGGAGGAGCUGAAAAAGCACGCAGUCUUCCAGGACUCGCCCCACGAGGGCGCCAAGGAGAGAUGGGAGCUGCUGAAGAAGCGUGUGGUGCAGCACAAUAUCAAGGUUGUGUCAGAGUAUUACGAGCAGAUCCACAUAAAGAGGCUCUGCGAGCUCGUCGGCCUUGGAGACAAGGAGACCGAAGAGGAGUUGUCAGAGCUCGUCUGCUCCAAGUUCGUGUACGCGCGCAUCGACCGGCCUGCGGGCACUAUCAAAUUCGGUAAGAAGCAAACCUACAUCGACCGGCUGAACGGCUGGUCCGAUAACAUCACCAAGAUGCUUGACUUGGUCGAGAACACCAGUCACCUCAUCCAGAAGGAGCAGAUGGUCCACGCCGCGAGGGCCAAGCUAAAGAGCAAGAAGUAG